AUGCUCCUCGUGAAGGACAUUCACGCUAACUUCGGGAAAGAGAUUAGGGAGGUGAAGGAUAGGGUUGCUCAACAUGACAACCGCCUGUCGGAAGCUGAAACCCAAAUCAAGGAAGCUAAAACCCAAAUCGACCAAGUAAACAAUCGGGUUGAUUACGUGAUGGCUGACGUGAAGAAAACUCUGGACGACCUCAAACUGGGAGAUGGAACUACAGCUUCCGUAGUAGCUACUACACCUUCGCUACCUGGGUUCAAGGUGCCACCAUUCGACGGGACUUCUUCCUGGUCAGCCUACAAAAUCCAGUUCGAGGCUGUUAUGAAGACGAACGGCUGGAAUAAAAGUCAGGCCAUGACUGCUCUCACACUAGGCCUGCGCGACCAGGCCUUAACAGUUCUGGAAGCUCUCGGUGAGGAAGUGACUUAUGAGCAACUCCUUGAGGAAUUGGAGGCGAGAUAUGGCGACGCUCACCUGGAACACGUCUUUCGUGCGCAGCUUAAAGAUCGUGUGCAGCGCAUCAACGAAAACCUGCAGCAGUGGGCUCUAGAAGUGGAGAAGCUGGUGCGAAAAGCAUACCGGUCUGUACCUGCGCUCAUUGAAGGGAACCUGGUGCAGACAUUCAUCGACGGCAUCCGUGACCUGGAAGUCAGAGCUGCUGUGAGGCUCGGGCACCACGAGACGCUUAAGAACGCCUUGGCCCAUGCACUGGAGGUGGAAGCCGUGCGGCAGGAUCAUCGUUCCCAUCGCGUCAGGGAGGUUGCAGCAGCUACAGUCCGUGACCGCAGCAAAGGAUACAGCCCUAGGUGCUAUGGCUGUGGGGAAAAGGGCCAUCUUCGAUCCAGCUGCCCUAAACGAACCGUAGAAAGGAGAGUUGAUCGAUCUCGAGAGGGUAGUGCAGCUAACGGCACUGCCUGGCGGCGACAGGAUCAUCGUUCACCUCACGCUAGGGAGGUUACAGCAGUUACGGUUCGCGACCACAAUAAAAGAUACAGCCCUAGGUGCUAUGGCUGUGGGGUAAGGGGCCAUCUUCGGUCCAGCUGCCCUAAGCACACCCUAGGAAGGGAAGGUGAACGGUCUCAGAAAGGAAGUGCGGCUAACAGCACCGCCCAGCAGCAGUAG
Messenger RNA from Parnassius apollo (apollo), 1116 nucleotides. NCBI's taxonomy places the organism in Eukaryota, Metazoa, Arthropoda, Insecta, Lepidoptera, Papilionidae. The record is from the annotation of a GenBank genome assembly.